UUCCAGACCGACAACAGCUCUCAAUAUGAAGGUGUGUGCGUUGCUGCUGGCCGCUGUGGCGUACGCCGUUGCCGAGCCGCCGGUGGACCGGUCCUACCUGCCGCCCAGCAGCCAGUACGGCGCGCCGGCUCCCGGCAUGCAGUUCGGCGCUCGGUCGCCCAGCGCGCAGUACGGAGCCCCAGCCGUGGGCGCCGCGUCGUUCGGCCGCUCCAGCGCGGGCCCCGCCGCGCGCGUCUCAUCCAGCUUCGGGUCGGCGUCCUCCAGGAGGUUCGGCGGCGCCGGCAGGAGGUUCGGAUCGGCCGCUGCCGGAGGCCUGUCGACCCAGUACGGCGUUCCGUCCGCUGGCGCCGGUUUCGGCCUUUCCAGCCAGUCGUACUCCAGCGGCGCCCUCUCCGCGCAGUACGGAGCUCCCUCGGUGGACUCUGGCUUUGGGCGAUCCGCUGGCCCUUCUCCAGUAUACGGUGUGCCUGGCUACGGUCGUACUGGUGCCCAGGAGGACGACCUUGCUGAACCGGCCAACUACGAGUUCAGCUACUCGGUGGAGGACGCCAACACGCUGAGUGACUUUGGACAAGAGGAGUCCAGGCAGGGGGAGAGCGCCCAGGGCCAGUACCGAGUGCUACUGCCUGACGGCCGCAAGCAGAUCGUCACCUACCAGGCCGACGAGGGCGGCUACAGGCCCACCAUAGAGUACGAGGACACUGGACUCACCGCCUACUCCGCCGGUGGAUACGGCUAUGGCAGAGGGCGCGGCGGAGCUGGAGCUGGAGCAGCUGCCGGAGACGGAAACGAUGGAUACCACUACUGACCAACUACUGGACUGUUAAGCUGCAACUUAACGAUGCUGCAAAUAAAUACAAAGUGUACAAAUACUACUUACUGUAGACCAAAUAACAGGCAUGCUCACAAUUAUUUAUGACGAACGAAUGCUGUUAAGUGGCCAAGUGUUAGCAUGAGUCUGGUGUGUGUGUUAGUAUAAGGCAACACUUUUUUACUGUAUUUUUUAAAUUUUGCAUAUGAAAUGGAAUAAAGAAAAGUGCAAUUUA
Schistocerca cancellata (South American locust) is the source of this 1046-nucleotide messenger RNA. RefSeq names its product pro-resilin-like. NCBI's taxonomy places the organism in Eukaryota, Metazoa, Arthropoda, Insecta, Orthoptera, Acrididae. The transcript has 3 exons. Gene Ontology annotation, cellular component: extracellular matrix. The coding region runs from base 26 to 808 and encodes 260 amino acids. The record is from RefSeq and is a predicted model, not a curated record.